AUGGAUAAUGAAGAGGUUAACGCAGAAUUUGUGAGGUCAGUUUUCAAGAAUGUUCGUACGCUUUUAGAUAAGCAUCUAACGUCAACCUUAAUUUGUGAUGAAGACGCGUAUAUCACGUUCAGAUGUUUCUUAGACGGCAUGCAUCACAAAUUUACCAAAUUACUCGAAGUGCUGCUUUUGAAGCACGAAAAUAUGUACCGUAAUAAUAAACAUGAACUCAUUGAUGAUACGGUUAUACCUCUGCUCCUGAAACUUUUAUGGCUUCAAAUCCAUGAACCUACACUUAAAUGGUUUGAGCGCUGGUUCUGUGAUAUCAUGCGGUUAGAUAACAAGCGAAAGUUCAGGGUUUUCAGAAGAUUUCAUAGAAAAAUGGUUUAUUUGUUCAAACUUAUACACAGGUAUUAUUAUAAGACUAUCGAAUUUCUAUGUGAAAAGUAUGAUAUGCGUCUAGUUAUCCCAGAUGCUUUGUUUGCCCGACUUAAUAUAAUCCAAUUAACAGACAGAUCUCCACUUCGUGAAAUGACCAUAUUAAACACCAGUAAUCCGUUGACAUUUUCCAUUGUAAUCUCGUUUCAGAGAUGCUUAAUUAAUCUAGGUUCCGCACAUCUCUAUAGAACAUUAUUAAACAAGCCGUCCAGCCAUCCCAAAAGAAUAGAGGAUUUCAAAAAGUCUAUCAGGUAUUUAAAUAUUGCUUCACUCUGUCUUCCAGCUGUUGGAGAUACAUAUUUCCAACUGGCCAAAAUUUACUUGAGUACUGAAAAGUUUUCAUUAUAUUUUUUUGAAUUAAUAAGAGGUUCGUUAGUAAGGAUUCCGUCUGAAGAUGCGUUAACCUGUUUGAAAGGUUUCAUUCUAGCCCCCAACUUUUCCGAAAGGAAACAUUUGGUAAAUAAAUUGGAAAUGUUUACUUCAAAAUCACUCAGAGGUGAGAAACUACUGUUCGAAAGUCGUAUUGUUUUGCAAUUCCUCUCAAUGUUAGAACAAAGUAUGGUUCCUCAUUUGCUAAAUGCAUCGCAUACUGCUAACCAUUCGAUAUUGAGAGAGUAUUUGCAAUCAGCUUUACCAAAUCAUCAUUCCGCAAAAAUUAAUAUAAUAUUUGAAAAUUUAACCGCCAUGAUAGGAAGUUUUGAUCUUAUGUUCUCAAAUGAAAAGAGCAAGGAAGAAAGGAAUAGACUCAAAUACGUAGAUUUGUGUGAACGUCAAGUUUUAUUUUUAGAUUCAAGCUUCGAUUUUAUUGCCAAUAUGAUAGAUGUUGUGAUUAUUCCCUCAUGGCAAACAAAUACGGAAGAUUUUCAAUAUCUAGCCACUAUACGUCUACUUAUAUGCUGGAUUAAGUCAUAUAGAUCCAUUUUGCAAUACACUCACAGAAACAAAAAGUUUUGUACUUCGUUCGCUUUGUUGCUAAAUGAUUUGAUAAAUAGUUCCUUAAAUCAUCCAAGAUAUCUACCCAGUCAUAGACCAAGAAGAAGGUAUUAUUUUGAGGAAGAUAUCAUACUUAGAGAGUUUUCUUGUGUUAACUUCGCCUUGACUGAUUUCAAUGAUGACCUCGUGUAUAAUUCCCCCAACAUGAUUAAUAACAUAAUUGGAUGCCCUACAUCGACUGACAGGCUCUAUCCAAAAGAAGAAUGUAUUCUGCGAAUCAAAUCAAUCAUUUUUUCUGGCAUAAAAUUCUUGGAGAAAAAUGACACUGGUAUCAUGUGGAAUGCCGGCAAAUACAAAUUCGAGUUAGUAUAUCCAGAAACUAAAACAAGACACAAAAUAGCACUAUCAGAAAUAUCAUUCAAAAUAAAUACAACACUGCAACAAGAGAGAGCAGUUCCAUCAAAAAAUGUUGAGGUUGAAAAUACCGAACCACAGCGUAAAAAAGCUAGGAAAAUAGCGGUGACAGAACUGGAAACUCAAUUGGCAAAUGUCCGAAGAACAAGGAAAGCCUCACCCUCGGAAAAAAGGCGUCAUUCCCUUAAAUUGGAAAAUUGUGCUGUUUCACCGGAAGACACCACUACUGACCCACGAUCCACCAAUAUUUUUUCAUAUCCAAACGAAGCAAUUGAUGCUGAUGAAGAAACAUUCGUUCAAGUGUUGGAUACCAGUAUUCGAAAGGACAAGCGGAUUUGA
Saccharomyces mikatae IFO 1815 is the source of this 2112-nucleotide messenger RNA. RefSeq names its product Est1p (gene EST1). Lineage: Eukaryota; Fungi; Ascomycota; Saccharomycetes; Saccharomycetales; Saccharomycetaceae. Gene Ontology annotation, cellular component: telomerase holoenzyme complex. The coding region runs from base 1 to 2112 and encodes 703 amino acids. Gene Ontology annotation, molecular function: telomerase RNA binding; telomeric repeat DNA binding; protein binding. Gene Ontology annotation, biological process: nuclear-transcribed mRNA catabolic process, nonsense-mediated decay. The transcript has a single exon. The record is from RefSeq and is a predicted model, not a curated record.